This is a messenger RNA of Heteronotia binoei (common prickly gecko), 3413 nucleotides long. RefSeq names its product translocase of outer mitochondrial membrane 70 (gene TOMM70). The transcript has 12 exons. Gene Ontology annotation, molecular function: protein binding. The record is from RefSeq and is a predicted model, not a curated record. The coding region runs from base 64 to 1842 and encodes 592 amino acids. NCBI's taxonomy places the organism in Eukaryota, Metazoa, Chordata, Lepidosauria, Squamata, Gekkonidae.
CCUCGCUCUCCUGGGUUCGCUCUGGUGUUGCAGCAGGUGGAGCUGCGAGCCGAGGGGGGAAUCAUGGCCGCCUCGAAACCCGUGGAGGCCGCUGCGGGCGGAGGCGCCGGCGGCGGAGGGACAGGCUCGGGGCUGUCCCGCUGGCAGGUGGCCCUGGCGGUGGGGGCGCCACUACUUAUCGGGGCCGGAGCUCUUUAUCUGUGGGGGCGGCGGCGGCGGGCAACGCGAGGCGGCGGGAAAGGCGCGAGCGAGAGGAAGACCCCGGAGGGGAGAGCCAGCCCCGCGCCCGCAGACGGCUCGGGGGGCGGGCGGCCCGAUGGCGCCGGCGGAGACGAGAUGAGCCCUCUUGAUAGAGCCCAAGCAGCAAAGAACAAAGGCAACAAGUAUUUUAAGGCUGGGAAAUAUGAGCAAGCCAUUCAGUGCUAUACUGAAGCCAUCAGUUUAUGUCCCUCUGAGAAAAAUGCUGACCUUUCUACCUUCUACCAGAACAGAGCUGCAGCCUAUGAACAACUGCAAAAAUGGAAAGAGGUGGCACAAGACUGCACAAAGGCUGUUGAGCUUAACCCCAGAUAUGUGAAAGCUCUCUUCAGGCGUGCAAAGGCACAUGAGAAAUUAGACAAUAAAAAAGAAUGUUUAGAAGAUGUCACUGCAGUCUGCAUUUUAGAAGGGUUUCAAAAUCAGCAAAGUAUGUUACUAGCAGAUAAAGUUCUCAAACUUCUUGGGAAAGAAAAAGCCAAAGAGAAAUAUAAGAACAGGGAGCCCCUGAUGCCUUCGCCACAGUUUAUCAAAUCUUACUUCAGCUCUUUCACAGAUGACAUUAUUUCCCAACCUCUUCUUCGGGGGGAGAAGUCAGAUGAAGACAAAGAUAAAGAAGGAGAGGCAUCUGUAGUAAAAGAAAACUGUGGCUAUUUAAAGGCAAAGAAAUAUAUGGAAGAAGAAAACUAUGACAAAAUCAUCAGUGAAUGUACGAAAGAAAUUGAGGCUAAAGGAAAAUACAUGGCUGAAGCCUUGCUGUUGCGGGCUACAUUCUAUCUGCUGAUUGGUAAUGCAAAUGCUGCCAAACCAGAUCUCAAUCAGGUUAUUGACAUGGAAGAUGCCAAUGUAAAGCUUCGUGCUAAUGCCCUCAUCAAGCGAGGCAGUAUGUAUAUGCAACAGCAACAACCUAUGCUUUCCACUCAAGAUUUUAACAUGGCUGCUGACAUUGAUCCUCAAAAUGCAGAUGUUUAUCAUCACAGGGGGCAGCUGAAAAUCCUGCUUGACCAAGUUGAAGAAGCUGUAGAAGAUUUUGAUGAAUGUAUCCGUUUGCGGCCAGAUUCUGCCUUGGCACAAGCACAAAAAUGCUUUGCAUUGUAUCGACAAGCUUACACUGGAAAUAAUGCUUUACAAGUACAAGCAGCAAUGAAAGGCUUUGAAGAUGUUAUUAAAAAAUUUCCAAGAUGUGCUGAAGGCUAUGCACUGUAUGCCCAGGCAUUAACAGAUCAACAACAAUUUGGAAAAGCUGAUGAAAUGUAUGAUAAAUGUAUUGAUCUUGAGCCAGAUAAUGCUACUACUUAUGUUCAUAAAGGUUUACUUCAGCUUCAGUGGAAGCAGGAUUUAGAUAAAGGUUUGGAACUUAUAAGCAAGGCCAUUGAAAUUGAUAAUAAAUGUGACUUUGCGUAUGAGACGAUGGGGACAAUUGAAGUGCAAAGAGGCAAUCUGGAUAAAGCCAUUGAAAUGUUUAACAAAGCUAUUAACUUGGCCAAAUCUGAGAUGGAGAUGGCUCACCUCUACUCACUCUGUGAUGCUGCCUAUGCCCAGACAGAAGUUGCAAAGAAAUAUGGAUUGAAACCACCAACAUUGUAAAGAAACACCAGAGGAGGGAAAUAAUCUUUUUAAAAGUAAAGCUGCCCAGUUUGACCUUACCUAAAGACACUGAUGCAGUGUGUUGGAUGGUGGUUUUUUUUCUAUUUGUGGUGGUGUAGUUAUCUGUUAAAUGUUUAGGUGUUGUGAGAAUGGCUGUGCAAGAAAGGAAGCAGUUUGUUCCCUCCACAGCAAAUAAUUGUUAAAAGGAGAUUAAAAAACAAGAGUUUGCAAGGGGAUCAAAUGAUUAUUUUGGCCAUGCAAAUAAAAACCUUUUUGACUCAUGUUUUGACGGUGGCUGUUGUGACUGGUUCUAUCUGCAAGGAUGUUUUAAAAAUUUAAUAGGAGUGUUUGAUUUUUUUUAUGCCAUGUGAAUCCCUUUGGAUUGAUUUUAGCUUUGCAAAAGGCAGUUGCAGAAAAGUUUAAUAACAGGGAUUUUAAAUCAGUACAUGCAGCGUAAUCUUUGAAUAUAUGUGUCACAUACACACUCCCUGUCCCAUUUUCUGUUUUGUUUAAGAUUGUAGUGACAGCUUUGAAGAAACUGAAGUUCAGAGUAUACUGUGUUCUACUGAAUGAUUUGUAAUAUCUGUUUUAAAAGACCCGUACAGGUCAACUUCAUAACAGAAUUCUCCCACGGGUUCUUUUUUCCAAUUUGCAUGUGCCCUGAAAGAGCUUGAAUUAUCAAGCCAUUUUUCAGGAAAGAAAAUUUUCCUUUGUGUAGACAAUUCCUGAACUGGAUGCAGGCUGUUCAGGUUUAGUAUGUAUUUGUACAUUUGUAACUUGUAUGCAGAAGGAAAGAGUUUUGAACCCUUCCUGGGAAAUGAUCUAUCAUUGGAAACUGUAGCAGCUACUACUUGUACAAAAAAUAAUCUUUUCUAUUAUUGGUGUUACAAAGUACAAGUUUGGAGCAUUGUUAUCCUUUUAUAGGAAGUCUUCUUUACCAGUCCUCAAGUGUUUGAAAAUUUAGGAAGCUAUGUAAUCUGGUCCCAGUUGCCCUAUUCUUACCUGCUGUUGAAGGUAAUCCAUAACUCUUGUAAAGUUGUCCUAUGUUACAAGGAGUUCAUUGUAUGAUGCAGAUGUGUAGAUUUCAUCUGCAUUUAUUAAACCCUGGCCUACGUUUUUGCCCCUCUUGCUGAUACAAUGCAUCCAAUGGCUUACACUUUUUGGUUUUUUUGCUGAAUGAAGAUUGGAGUCAGGAAAACUUAACCUUUAUUGUAUCUUCAGCUGCUUCAAAUCUCUUUCUAGAAAUAAUGUGACUAACUGGAGAUCUUUUUCAUCCAUUCUUUAACAUAAAUAGCUCUUCUAAAUCCCCGUACCUCCUAAUUUUGACUACAUCAUGUGUUUUUUUUUCCAAAGGGGUUUUUAUUUGCGUGGCUUUAUCUACACUAUUUCUUUUCUCCUGAAAACAAUUAAGAACUAAGCAUGUGCUGUCUGAUACUAGCAUUCCAAAUCACCACAGACUGUUGCCUGUUCUUCAGAUAUUUGAAAACUGCACUGAAAGAAUGCAUUUGUUUGUUAUUUUUUUGUAAAUGACUUGCCACAUGUAAAGUCAUUAAAUAAAUACUACAGUCAAA